Messenger RNA from Phymastichus coffea, 1490 nucleotides. RefSeq names its product serine--tRNA synthetase-like protein Slimp (gene Slimp). The transcript has a single exon. Gene Ontology annotation, molecular function: ATP binding; tRNA binding; serine-tRNA ligase activity. Lineage: Eukaryota; Metazoa; Arthropoda; Insecta; Hymenoptera; Eulophidae. Gene Ontology annotation, cellular component: mitochondrion. The record is from RefSeq and is a predicted model, not a curated record. Gene Ontology annotation, biological process: seryl-tRNA aminoacylation. The coding region runs from base 1 to 1428 and encodes 475 amino acids.
AUGACAAGUUUUGUAAGACAUUUUUACACUAAACAAACUACAAUUUUGAAACUACUGAAAUCUAGUUUCUUACAAGAAAUAUCUAUUAGUUCAAGAUCAUAUACAUCUGCCUUGUAUGUUCCUGGUAAAUUAGCUUACAAGUCAUUUGCAUUUUUGUCACCAGACCUAGAUUUCGCUCAUCGUUUUGAUGACUUACAAAAAUUACAAAAAGAACUCAAUUCCAGAGGUUUAGAUAUUGAUACUAAAGCUUUAAAAGAUACUUGGGAUUAUUAUCAAUAUGUAUUGUCCAAUAAAAGCAUUUUAGAGGAGAAACUAAAUAAACUUAGUAGUCAAAUCAAAAAUAUCCAAAUGAAAGGUAAUUUAACUCCUGAAUGUGAAAAGGAAAUACAAGUUUUAAUAAUGCAGUGUAAAAUGAUUAAACAAAACUUAAAAACGAUAAAGGAAGCUAACUGGGUACUCGAAGAAACUUUUGUACCUCAACUUUUAAAAUUACCAAAUGAAAUCAAUGAGUGUACACCACUGGAUGCUCCUGUAGUAUUAAAAAGUGUGGGUGAAAAGCCUAAUAUUCCUGACCAUAAAAAGAAAAAUCACUUAGAAAUUGGCAAAAGUUUGAAUCUACUGGAUUACAGGAAUCCAAUUCAAUGUUAUUUAUGCAAUGAUGCAGUGUCUUUUGAACUUGGCAUCAUCAGGUACGCAUGUAAGACAAUGAGUGAAGGUGGAGUGAUACAAGUUGCAGGUCCUGACUUCAGUCGUAGCCUUGUUGUAGAAGGCUGUGGUCUAGACCAUGAAAAUCCAACAGAUACAUUUAUUUUGCAAAGUGCAGAUGACACUGAGAAAGAUCAUGUAUUAAAUAGAUUACAUUUAGUAGGUGGUGCCAGUCUUCCUGCUCUACUUGCAAUUUUCACAAAACAGGUUGUCAAAACAAAAUUUUUACCUAUCAAAAUUUUCACCAGUGGAAGGCAAUACAUACCGUUCCCUAAUACUCCAGCUAACUAUGGAUUAUUUGCAGUAUGUCAAGCAUCAGCAGUGCAAGCUUUGACAUUACUAAAAGACAAUGACAGUGAAGGCUACAAAAAUGAAUUUCAAAAUUUAGUAGAUUUGACCUCCAGAAUAUAUGAUACCAUUGGCUGUCACUAUCGUUUAGUACUCAGAUCUGCUAAAGAACUAAAUCUAUCAGACGGCAUGAGGGUAUCUUUCGAGAUGUGGUCGGCAUAUUCAAACCAGUAUAUAGAAGUAGGAAACGUCUCUGCGUGCGGAGACUACUUCAGCAAGAGAUUAUUAAUUGGAUCUCAAUCAUCGAACAGAUGCAAAUACACAUCUGUGAUCACUGGAACCUUAAUAUCAGUACCAAAGCUGUUAGGCUGUCUACUCGAGCAGAACCCAGAAAAAUUUGUCCUUCCUGAUAAACUAAAAGAUUUUGCUAUCUGAACAUUAUAAAGUGCAUCGACACGAAUGUAAAUAUAUUUUUGUUUGUUACAAAUAAAUAUUAA